CUGUUCUCCCUUUGAAAUCCCUUGCGCGGUUUCAUAUAUAUUCAUCUCCACGUCCAGCUAGCUGGAUUCACUUCUCAUCUUUUAACCUCACUUGUUAAUUCUCUGUCGCAUCAGAUAUCAAUUGGACCUAUUGUGAAUAGAUCCUUCAAUCCGUGAGCAUCAUGGCCGCCCAAGAAAAUCCCCAAGCGUUCGAAAAGGACUUCGGAAACAGCUCCGAUGGCAUCAACGGAGCUGCUCCCACCCACCAGCUGUCCGCUGAGGACACAGCUAGGGCUGCUGCGCGCUUCGGAUAUGGACCUCUCGCUCACGUCAACACCGCUGAGGCUCAACUCCGUCCCUUCGGUGGUGAGUUCCAACCUGGUCUGUACAAGUCUGUCGAGCACCGCAAGUUCGGUAACCCAGCCCCUCUGGGCCUGUCUGCUUUCGCCCUCACCACUUUCGUGCUAAGCGCGAUUAACAUGGGUACGCGCGACAUCGCUGAGCCCAAUAUUGUGGUCGCUUUGGCUUUCGGCUAUGGUGGUCUCGUUCAAUUGCUUGCUGGCAUGUGGGAAAUGGCCGUUGGUAACACCUUUGGUGCCACCGCUCUGUCUUCUUAUGGUGGUUUCUGGCUUGCUUUCGCGAUUAUCCUGACCCCAGGUGGAUUCGAGAUUGCGGAGGCUCUCGGAGGCGCAGGUACACCACAGUUCGAUAACUCUUUCGGAUUGUUCCUCUUUGGAUGGUUUAUCUUCACCACUAUCCUGCUGUUUUGCACCCUGAGAUCCACCGUAGCCUUCUUCUUGCUGUUUUUCUUCCUGGAUCUGACCUUCUUGCUCCUUGGUAUUGGUUAUAUCCACCGCAACUCCGAGGGCAAGCCCAACCCCCCCGUCAUCAAGGCCGGUGGCUUCUUCGGUCUCCUGGCAGCAUUUGCAGCUUGGUACAACGCCCUCGCCGGUAUUGCGGACAACAGCAACAGCUUCUUCAUCCUCCCCGUCGCCCAUUUCCCCUGGUCUCCUACUGCUCGCAGCCGCAAGUCCGAGCGCGAGACCGUUUAGAUUAUUGCGCGGUGUGAAGGUCGAUGAUCAUAACUCGAUUGGGCCGGGAUCUUGUCCCGGCGUUUCCUUUUUUGUCAGAUACCCAUUCUUGUAAGAUCAUUGCUGCGAGAAUGUAAUGCCGUGUCAGCA
This is a messenger RNA of Aspergillus pseudotamarii, 1160 nucleotides long. Its product is annotated as acetate uptake transporter family protein. Gene Ontology annotation, cellular component: plasma membrane. Bases 162 to 1031 code for a protein of 289 amino acids. The transcript has 3 exons. The record is from RefSeq and is a predicted model, not a curated record. Gene Ontology annotation, molecular function: acetate transmembrane transporter activity. Lineage: Eukaryota; Fungi; Ascomycota; Eurotiomycetes; Eurotiales; Aspergillaceae.